Ziziphus jujuba (common jujube) is the source of this 1099-nucleotide messenger RNA. RefSeq lists its product as uncharacterized. Lineage: Eukaryota; Viridiplantae; Streptophyta; Magnoliopsida; Rosales; Rhamnaceae. Bases 497 to 901 code for a protein of 134 amino acids. The transcript has 3 exons. The record is from RefSeq and is a predicted model, not a curated record. Gene Ontology annotation, biological process: protein transport.
UCAUUAGUAAAAUGAAGUGCAAACAUGUAUAGUAAACACAUAUUUGUAUAACUUGUCUCUGCUGAUUGUGAAUCUUCAAUUUGUACUGUUUAUUCACUGGUUGUGCUCCUAUUGCAGCAAAAGCAUAAAUAAAGAAAUUUCAACUUCAAUUAAACGUCCAGAAGAAUAGGAAAGAUACUAUCAUAAGAAAAUCAAGGGCUGCUAUUGCUCAGCUCCUCCAGAAUGGCCACCUAAAGCGAGCAUCAACUAGGGUAUUUCCUUCUGUUUUAUUAGUCAGUCUAAUCUAUAUAAAGCAGAUUUCGAUACCAAAAUGUUGUAAACUCUUGCAAUAGCAAGUGGGUUUUGCAUAAAACAGGCUAAAACUGAUGUAAAUUAUAUCAUAUUGUUCAUGAAAUACAUACUUCUCGGAUCAUCAUAUUUAUAGGUCAAGAAGCUCUAUAAGGACAAGUGCUUAUUGGCUGCAUAUGACCAAAUUGACCAAUUUUGUUGUCGCAUCAUGGAGAGCCUUUCCCAUGUAUGCAAAUUUAGAAACCUGCAAGAGUUGUCAAUUGGUGUUGGUGAAGCAGUGGCAAGUUUGGUAUAUGCUGCCUCAAGAUGUGGUGAGCUACCGGAGCUACAACUGAUGCGAAGCUUAUUCAGAGAUCUAGUUGGUUAUGAGUUUGAAAUUCUUAACGUCGAAUUACUACAUGGGAAUCUUGUGGAUAUUGAUUUAAUUGACAAUCUAUGUAUAAACUCCAUUCCCGAUGGAGAGAUACACAUAUUAAUCAGGGAUAUAGCCAAGGAAUAUUUUCUUCCUGUGGAAAACAACUUCACAAAGCAACACCAGAAUGCAACUUGUGGUGACAACAAUGGAAUUGGGAUACAAGCUUCGAAGUAUGAGACAGCAAGGAAAAUGGCUUAAAUUGUUCAUUUUCAGAUGGUGACCUUAUAGUGACUGGUCCUGAUGACUCAUUCCACAGCAAGAAAACUGCAGCUCAGACAGAGCCAUCAUCAGCCAGGACUUCUUCACAUGGUAUGCCUAAAACUCCUGAAAGCAGUACCAUAUUGAAAAUGAGUAUAGGAAUCAGGAUUAUGGUGAUGAUUUGGACUCAAGGGACAA